Molecule: messenger RNA, 3416 nt
Organism: Marchantia polymorpha subsp. ruderalis
Lineage: Eukaryota; Viridiplantae; Streptophyta; Marchantiopsida; Marchantiales; Marchantiaceae
Source: the annotation of a GenBank genome assembly
UAAUUGUCAUCGUUCCUGCAAUUUCUUUUAACACAUUUUAGUUAUGUUCUGCGUGGGAAUAUUGAACCCCGUGCGUCGGCGCCCCUGUUCUCUUUCCUUUUGUUUAAGCGUUUCAGGAACAGCUUUACUUACUGUCCUGUAAAAGGUGUACGUUGCAGAAAUCACCGUCGGUAAGGAUGCUGUCAUCCUUGAUGGUUUCCUGAUUUCACACGUGCAUACAGUACAAACAUGUGGAAGUUGUAAAUCUUGUAGGUCUGUGAAAUCCGCAAAAUUCGCAUGGUUGCUCAAUUUGCCCCUACGAAACAAUGAAAUCAGAUGACGGUAAUGUGACUACAGGCGAAGUUUUAUAUGCCUCGACACGAGAUUGAUGGAAAUCAGCAGACCGCCCCGAAGACUAUCGAGUUUGAUUGCAAUUGAGGUAUUUUAUCUGUGAGGGAGGAGACGAGAAGGAUGUAUCUGUAGUUUCUGAGCUUCAGAGUACUGAGGUUGUGCUUGGAAGUAUGACUGAAAGGAAGAAGAUAGAUUUUUGGAAGAAGCCUACUCAGUCAUCUUUGAGACCUUACCAGAGACAGAAUGUCACUCGCCCGAUCGCAUUUGUUCAGCCUAUUAUCCCCUCACAGAAAGAUGAUUCAAAAGAUAGUGAACCAUCUUCCGACGAAGAGGCUGACGAAGUCCUGGAUCCUGGAGCUGUUGAAGACGAGGCAGAGGUUCAUACUGGAUUCAGAGCAAGUUUUCCCCUCUCAUUCGGUAAGCAGGAAAGCAAAGUAAUAUCCUUAGAAAAUGUUCACUUGAAGACCCAGCGGCCCACAGUCGGCGGAGUCAAGAGCGCGGCCGUUGGAGAAGAACUUUUGGUUAAUAGAUUUGGGACGAAGGGCUUCGGCGAAUCUGCUCUGCCGAAGAAGGUUGAGGUUUAUGUCGAAAAUGAACGAUCUAGACUGCCUACAAAUUGCCACGAUGACGAAGAACUUACAGCUGGCUCCCGCAUGCCAAGCAGAGAUCAUGGAAAACAGGGCAGUGAAGACGAUGAGAGCCCUAUUGUCGGUCCUCCUAUGCCAAGCAGACAUCAUGGAAAACAAAUUGACGACGAUGAGGAUGGUCCUAUGGUUGGUCCUCCUAUGCCCAGCCGAGCUCUCAUAGAGGGUAGUAGUAGUGAUGAGGACGAAGAGGAUGAUACUGCAGAUGAUAACAGUGGAGAUGAGUUUCGUGUGCCGCUCAGCAACGAGAUUGUUCUGAAAGGGCAUACCAAGGUGGUGUCUUCUUUGGCUGUGGAUCCGACAGGGUCGAGAGUUUUGACCGGAGGUUAUGAUUACACGGUGAAGAUGUACGAUUUUCAAGGCAUGAAUGCACAGCUGCGAUCAUUUCGUCACUUAGAACCUAGUGAGGGCCACCAAGUGCGCUCUUUAAGUUGGAGUCCAACUGCCGAUAUGUUUAUCGUCGUAACUGGAUCAGCUCAAGCGAAGAUUUUCGACAGAGAUGGGUUCACAUUAGGUGAGUUUCUCAAAGGGGAUAUGUAUAUUCGGGACUUGAAGAAUACAAAGGGCCAUAUAUCAGGUUUAACCGCGGGCCAAUGGCAUCCUAAGGAUAGGGAGAAGGCUCUAACUUCUUCCGAAGAUGGCUCGCUUCGAAUUUGGGAUGUCACCGACUUCAAGUCUCAAAAGCAGGUUAUUAAACCCAGGCUAGCUAGGCCUGGUCGCGUUUCUGUUAGCACUUGCUGCUGGGGACAAGAUGGGAGGUGUCUUGCGGGUGGUCUUGCAGAUGGUUCAGUUCAGGUAUGGAAUGUCAAGGCCGGUUGGGGUAGUAGACCUGAUAUAUACAUCGAGAAAGCGCAUGAAGGAGGUGAUGACGUUACAGGACUCUGUAUAUCUGCGGAUGGAUACACUCUUCUAAGUAGAAGCACCGACUGCACUAUGAAGGUUUGGGAUCUGCGACAGACUAAGAGGGCUGUACAGGUUUUUGAUGGGCUUCCUAACUCCUACGCACAGACCAAUGUUUCGUUCAGUCCAGAUGAGCGUCUCAUUUUGACCGGGACUUCGGUUGAGAGAGCUGGUUUAACUGGGGGACUACUUAUUCUUUUCAGCAAAAGUAAGCUUGAGCUUGUGCGCAAAGUUGGACUGUCUGCCACUCAAAGUGUCGUUUGCACGUAUUGGCAUCCACGACUCAACCAGAUAUUUGCCACUGUUGGUGACAAAAAGGAAGGCGGUACGCAUGUCUUAUAUGAUCCAGCUAUUAGCGAGAGGGGCGCUCUUGUCUGUGUGGCUCGAGCUCCUCGAAAGAAGUCAGCAGAUGAUUUUGAGCUGAAGCCAGUCAUCCACAAUCCUCAUGCACUCCCGAUGUUUAGAGAUGACCCAAGUCGUAAACGACAACGUGAGAAGGCGCGUUCAGAUCCAAUUAAGUCCAAGAGACCUGACUUGCCUGUCACUGGACCUGGUUUUGGUGGACGAGUGGGCACUACGAAGGGAAGUCUACUCACACAGUAUCUCAUGAAGGAGGGUGGACUGAUUAAAGAGACUUGGAUGGAUGAGGAUCCGCGUGAAGCUAUCUUGAAACAUGCGGAGGCAGCUGCCAAUGAUCCACAGAUUAUAGCGCCAGCAUAUGCGGAGACUCAACCGAAGACUCUGUUUUAUGAAUCAGAGGAAGAUAAAGAGGAUUGAGUGGUUCUUGAAGAAAAUCAUUUCUUGCUUGUGAGUCGGUGAUCACAUCAUCAAGGAUAUGAUUCUUCUUGUACGGCUUCUUACUCCUGCAUACGUAAAGAGGAAAUGAUAGAACAUAGUAGGAUGCUUUACUUCGCAGUCCCAUAUGAUCGAAAGUUCGGCAAGUACAUCAGUGAAAAAUGGCUUCUAACAUGAUCGUAGAAGGAAUGUCUGCUCACGAGACUUGCUUGGUUACGAACGUUGUCACCAGACGAAAUUCGACAAGAAGUAAAUUGGACACUACCAAUCUCAUCGACUAAGAGGUGCAGAGUUCCUAUGAGGUUGAUCGCAAGCAUUUGUUUAAUGGUGCCCUAGAUUCAGAAGUGACAUGUUGGACAGUGGAAUAGAUUUGUAGAAUUAGCGUGCAAAAGUAAUAGCACUGACUAAGAUUCGGAUCCUUCUUAAGCUUGCGAGGACAAAAUGUUCACCUAGAGUGCUCAUGUACCAGGGCUCAUUCAGAAUACAGCUGUCAAUUGAAGUCCUCUAGUAUUUAAUCCACCUAUCAGUGGGUUUAUUGUUCUUCUCCUUCUCUAUCUUCUGCAUAUUCUGGAGUUUAAGAUGAGGUUCAGAUCACAAUGGACUGUAGAGCUGCUAUGAAUCUGAAUUGGCUGUUUGUAGUACAUACGUCGUUUACAACAGGGCUUGCGGAGAAGAAGCUCUCCGACGAUUAACACUAGGUUUAUUUGAUUCCAGAGCUCUCCAGAUACAUCUCUGAGCAUACUCCUG